Pelecanus crispus (Dalmatian pelican) is the source of this 1155-nucleotide messenger RNA. Lineage: Eukaryota; Metazoa; Chordata; Aves; Pelecaniformes; Pelecanidae. The record is from RefSeq and is a predicted model, not a curated record.
AUGAAGAAAUUCUACCACAGCUCUAUGAAGUUUCGGCUUGAUGUGAUAUCAGUAUUGCCGUUUGAAGUUUUAUACUUCUUCUUUGGAUUUAACCCAGCAUUUAGAGCAAAUCGGAUGCUAAAGCAUAACACAUUCUUUGAGUUUAAUGAUCGCUUGGAAGCUAUCCUGGACAAAGCAUACAUCUACAGGGUCAUUCGAACAACUGGAUACUUGCUGUUUAUCUUGCACAUUAAUGCAUGCCUGUAUUAUUGGGCUUCAGACUAUGAAGGACUUGGCAGCACUAGAUGGGUGUAUGAUGGCAAAGGAAACAUGUAUCUGAGGUGUUACUACUGGGCGGUUCGUACUUUAAUCACCAUCGGUGGCCUUCCAGAACCACAAACCCUGUUUGAGAUAGUUUUUCAACUGCUGAAUUUUUUCUUGGGUGUCUUUGUCUUCUCCAGCUUAAUUGGUCAGAUGAGAGAUGUAAUUGGAGCAGCUACAGCAGGACAGAAUUACUACCGUUCCUCUAUGGACAACACUGUCUCCUAUAUGAACACUUAUUCUAUUCCAAAAGUGGUCCAAAAUCGUGUUCGAACCUGGUAUGAAUAUACAUGGGAUUCUCAGGGAAUGCUGGAUGAAUCGGAAUUACUGGAGCAGAUGCCAACCAAAAUGCAAUUAGCCAUUGCAAUUGAUGUGAACUUCGCCAUUGUCAAUAAAGUUGACUUAUUCAAAGGGUGCGAUACCCAGAUGAUAUAUGACAUGCUGCUAAGGUUGAAAUCCAUUGUGUAUUUACCUGGUGACUUUGUCUGCAAAAAGGGAGAGAUUGGCAGAGAGAUGUACAUCAUUAAACAGGGUGAAGUUCAAGUCCUUGGAGGCCCUGAUGGUACAAAAGUCCUGGUUACACUAAGAGCAGGAGCUGUAUUUGGGGAGAUCAGCCUAUUAGCUGCAGGCGGAGGAAAUCGAAGGACUGCCAACGUGGUGGCUCAUGGUUUUGCUAACCUUUUCAUUCUGGACAAGAAAACACUCAAUGAAAUCUUGGUGCACUACCCUGACUCAGAAAAACUUCUCAUGAAGAAAGCAAAGUAUGUCCUAACAGUUUUUAAAUCACAUUAUUUACCUGCUGAAUGGAAAGUUGUGGCUUCUAGACAGAUCCGCAUUCCUUUCUUGGAAGAGUAA